CGAAAGACAAACACCUCCCAAAUCUUUCAACAUGGCUGCCCGUCCUCAGAACAUUGGCAUCAAGGCCAUUGAGAUCUACUUCCCCAGCCAGUAUGUUGAGCAGACUGAGCUCGAGAAGUUCGAUGGCGUCAGCACUGGAAAGUACACCAUUGGUCUUGGCCAGACCAAGAUGUCCUUCUGCGAUGAUCGCGAGGACAUCUAUUCGUUCGCCCUGACCGCUACCAAGAACCUCCUCAAGAACUACAACGUUGACCCCAACUCAAUUGGUCGUCUCGAGGUCGGCACUGAGACCCUCCUCGACAAGUCCAAGUCGGUCAAGACUGUUCUCAUGCAGCUCUUUGGCGACAACACCAACAUCGAGGGUGUCGACACCAUCAACGCCUGCUACGGUGGUACCAACGCCGUCUUCAACACCAUCAACUGGGUCGAGUCCUCUGCUUGGGACGGCCGUGAUGGCAUUGUUGUGGCUGGUGACAUUGCCCUCUACGCCAAGGGUAACGCUCGUCCCACUGGCGGUGCUGGCGCUGUUGCUCUGCUCAUCGGCCCCAACGCUCCCAUUGUCGCUGAGCCUGGUCUGCGCGGUACCUACAUGCAGCACGCCUACGACUUCUACAAGCCCGACCUGACCAGCGAGUACCCCUACGUCGACGGUCACUACUCCAUCAACUGCUACACCAAGGCUCUCGAUGCCGCUUACCGUGACUACUGCAAGCGUGAGGCCAAGCAGUCCACCAACGGUGUCACCAACGGCAGCGACCCUAACCGAACCAACCUCGACCGCUUCGAUUACCUUGCCUUCCACUCUCCUACUUGCAAGCUCGUCCAGAAGUCUUAUGCCCGACUCCUCUACCACGACUACCUUGCCAACGCCGACUCCCCGGCUUUCGCCGAGGUCGCCCCUGAGCUCCGCGAUAUGGACUACGAGAAGUCUCUGACUGACAAGGUCGUUGAAAAGACCUUCAUGGGUCUCACCAAAAAGCGCUUCCAGGAGCGCGUCAACCCCUCCAUCCAGGUUGCCACCAACGUUGGUAACAUGUACUGUGGCAGUGUUUGGGGUGGUCUGGCCAGCUUGAUCAGCGUCGUCGACAACAAGGCUCUCGAGGGCAAGCGAAUUGGUCUCUUCAGCUACGGUUCCGGUCUCGCUGCCAGCUUCAUGUCUUUCCGCAUCAACGGCAACAUCGAGCGCAUCUCUGACGUUCUCGACAUUCCCACCCGCCUCGCUGCCCGCCGCGCUGUGCCCCCUGGCGACUACGACAAGAUGUGCGAUCUCCGAAAGCAGGCUCACCUCCAGAAGGACUACACCCCCAAGGGCGAGGUCUCUGGCAUUGUCCCUGGAACUUACUACCUUACCAAGGUCGACGACAUGUUCAAGCGUGAGUACGCUAUCAAGGAAUAAAGGACUCGCACUCGUUCAGCUUUAUGACCCUUCUGCUUCUCAUUCAUUUUUGACCCGGGUUUCUUUCUACUUGCUGGCCUAGCCCACAAGAGUCGCGACCCUGGACCGAGAGCAUAUCAUGAACAUGACGACUUGAGGGGAGGAAACUAGACGCAUUGGGAGGCGAACUACAGCGCUUGGCGAUAGACUUGCGCCUUGGGCGCAACGGAGAUUGACGCGGAUUCCCCCUAAUUGAGCCUACCAUGAUGGACAUGGAGGCUUGUGUAAAUAUUGGGGAUAUUGUCUCUCCUGAGAAACUGAUUUAUGCUGGAAGCUGUCAAAACCCAUAGAUGCGACCAUUUGGCGCACAAAAGAUGUCGGCAUUUGAAUACAAGACAUCUAUUUUCAAGUAAA
Molecule: messenger RNA, 1789 nt
Organism: Fusarium vanettenii 77-13-4
Lineage: Eukaryota; Fungi; Ascomycota; Sordariomycetes; Hypocreales; Nectriaceae
Exons: 4
Coding region: 32-1396 (454 amino acids)
Biological process (GO): ergosterol biosynthetic process; acetyl-CoA metabolic process
Molecular function (GO): hydroxymethylglutaryl-CoA synthase activity
Source: RefSeq, a predicted model, not a curated record